Molecule: messenger RNA, 2991 nt
Organism: Phyllopteryx taeniolatus (common seadragon)
Lineage: Eukaryota; Metazoa; Chordata; Actinopteri; Syngnathiformes; Syngnathidae
Product: protocadherin gamma-A4-like
Exons: 1
Coding region: 1-2487 (828 amino acids)
Biological process (GO): homophilic cell-cell adhesion
Cellular component (GO): plasma membrane
Molecular function (GO): calcium ion binding
Source: RefSeq, a predicted model, not a curated record
AUGGAGCGUCUGUGGAUGCGCGCUGUCAGAGGCCGAUGGCGCACACUGUUUGUCGUUCUUUGUCUCUGUGAGCUGCGCUCCGUGAGCGGACAGGCUCGCUAUUCCAUACCGGAGGAGCAGGCGGAAGGCUCUUUCGUGGGGAACAUUGCGAGAGAUUUGGGCUUGGAUGUGGCCAGACUAGUAGCAGGUAAAGCUCGUAUUAUUAGCAAAGGAGGCCGACAGUAUGUUGAUUUCAAGCCAGACAAAGGCACACUUGUCAUUCAAGAGCGCAUCGACCGAGAGGAGCUUUGUGGAAAGACGACGCCCUGCAGCUUCACUUUCGACAUCAUUUUAGAAAAUCCCAUCCAACUUUAUCGCGUGACAGUGGAGGUCGUGGACAUUAAUGACAACAGUCCGUCCUUCCCUCAGUCGGAAAUUCAUUUGGAAAUUGCUGAAAGUGUGACACUUGGCACUCGUUUCUCUCUCGCGAAUGCAGCCGACCCUGAUGUUGCACUUAAUGAUAUUCAGAAAUACAUACUAAAACCAUCAGAUAAUUUUAAAUUGGAAAUACAAAACCAACCAAAUGGAGCAAAAGUUAUCGAAAUGGUUUUACAGAAGCCUUUAGACCGAGAACAGGAGGAGAGCCUCACACUCAUGUUGAUUGCGUCAGAUGGUGGCGAGCCACAUCGAUCAGGGACGGCGAGAAUUCAAAUCACUGUGCUGGACGCCAACGACAACGCGCCAGUGUGCACUCAACCUGUUUACAAGGUCGAUGUGCGAGAAAAUUCACCUGCAGGAACCUUGAUCGCGACUGUGAGUGCAAGCGAUGCUGAUGCUGGCCUCAACGGUGACGUCACAUAUUCCACUCCUCAUAUUACCAAAGAAGAAAGAGACCUUUUUCACAUAGAUGUUAAAACGGGAGAGGUUAAUGUUGCAGGUAAAUUAGAUUUUGAGAAAUCGAAGAGUUAUCAGUUAAACGUCCAGGCUAGAGAUCAUGGAGGAUAUACAGACACGUGUAAAGUUUUCAUCAACAUAAUUGAUGAGAACGACAACGUCCCCACAAUCAAGUUGAUGUCCUUUUCUCAGUCCAUACCUGAGGAUUCUCCCCCAGGUGCAACCGUGGCUGUUUUUAACGUGAAUGAUGACGACGCUGACGGCAACGGUGUUGUCAAGUGUGCCAUUAACGCUGACGUCCCGUUUAAAAUCGAGUCUUCGUUAGCGGGUUACUACACCAUAGUGACCGAAAACUUCUUAGACCGGGAGAGCGUCCCCGAAUAUAACGUGACCAUUACAGUGUCCGACCAAGGCUCUCCGCCUCUGUCUAGUAGUCAAAACGUCAACGUUCAAAUAUCCGACGUUAACGACAACCCGCCCGAAUUCCAUCAGUCGGAAUACAGGAAGACCGUAGCAGAGAACAACCCUCCCGGUUUUUCCGUCUUGACCGUCAGUGCCGGUGACGCAGACUGGGGCCGGAACGCUCGAGUGUCUUACUUCCUGGAGGAGAAAGAAGUUCACGGAGCAGCCGUGUCUUCUUUUGUCUCGGUCCAUCCGGAGAGCGGCGUCGUCCGCGCGCUCCGAUCCUUCGAUUACGAACAAAUCAAGUCCUUCGACUUCAACGUGAGCGCCCGCGACUCCGGAUCCCCUCCGCUGAGCUCCGCGGCCGCCGUUCGCAUCCUGAUCCGGGACCAGAACGACAACGCCCCUCAGGUCCUGUACCCGGUCCAGCCGCACGCCGAAAUGGUGCCUCGUUCGGCAGACGCGGGCUAUCUGGUGACUAAAGUGGUGGCCGUGGAUGUGGACUCUGGACAGAACGCCUGGCUCUCCUAUAAAGUGCAGCACAAAUUUGGGGGCGCAGACAGGGGGGCGCUGUUUGAAGUGGGCCUCCACAAUGGAGAAAUGCGAACUGUCCGCCAAGUGACUGAUAAAGAUGCUGUCAAACAAAGACUGACUGUCGUAGUGGAGGACAACGGGCAGCCCUCUCGUUCGGCUACGGUCGCGGUCAACGUGGCGCUGGCGGACGGCUUUUCCGAAGUGCUGAGGUCGGAGUUCGCCGACGACUUUAGCGAGGACUACGACGACCGGCUGACUUUUUACUUAGUCUCGGCUUUGGCCGCGGUCUCCUUCCUCUUCGUCGCCUGCUUGCUGCUUAUCGUGUCGCUCAAAGUGUACAGGUGGAGACGGUCUCGCGUCCUGUACCGCUCCGACCUCCCCGUCAUUCCGUAUUAUCCGCCGCGCUACUGCGACACGUUGGGGACGGCGGGGACGCUCCCGCACGUCUACAACUACGAGGCGUGCGCCGCCGCCAAGAGUCACGUGACGAACACGCAAGCCGUGAGUCAAAGUUUAGUGAGUGUGGACGGAGCGGACGCUGACGUGCCGCACGGCGGCGAGCAGAUGUCGGGGAACUGCUCUCGGAUGUCGACUUUGGUGAGUCAAAUCAGUACACUUGUUUCAAUAUAUGUUUGUUUUCAGAGUUUAUAUCAUGGAGAAGCCUUGUUCUUGUAUUGAUACAUAUUUUAAAGUCAUUACAUUUCAUUUACAGUCGUGUUCAGAACCUGAAAGCUAGGCUUGAGUAAAAGUACACAGAAAUAGGGCAUCUUCUCGUUGGAAAGGGGAGAAGAGAUUUGGUGGUGGAACCUCAAAGUAAAGAAAAUCAUUCAAGGAAAGAGGUUAGCUGAGAAGAAGUGGAACACUGAGAGGAGGAGAAAAGAAUACAUUGAGAUGCGAUGUAGGGCAAAAGUCGAGGUGGCAAAGGCCAAACGAGGCAUAUGAUGACAUGUAUGCCAGGUUGGACACUAAAGAAGGAGAAAAGGAUCUAUACAGGUUGGCCAGACAGAGGGAGAGAGAUGGGAAGGAUGUGCAUCAGGUUAGGGUGAUUAAGGACAGAGAUGGAAAUGUGUUGACUGGUGCCAGCAGUGUGCUAGCUAGAUGGAAAGAAUACUUCGAGGAGUUGAUGAAUGAGGAAAAUGAGAGAGAAGGGAGAGUAGAAGAGGCAAGUGUGGUGGACCAGGA